AUGGGUGGCAAACAAGCGGGUCGGGUUGGAUAUGGUUCGGGUCGAAAAUGGAUAAUGCCUCCAACUACUUGGGAAGUUAGAGGCGAGAGCGACCAGAAAGUUGCAAAGAAGGCUCAUGAAAUACCCUCUAACUACUUGAGAAGAAAUCCACAAUGCCUAUUACACCGAGAAAGGGGUCACAAAACCGAAGAUUGCAUAGGAGUGCGACAGGUGCUGAGCGAUCGAGGACGGACUAACUUCGCCCACAGAUGCGAACAGCCCCAAGGACAUCCAAAACCGCCUUCUCCCGCUCGCACCAUACAGAUGAUCAUCGGUGGGGGUGAUGGCGCAACGAUCAAUCAUGUCAAGUUCACCACCACACACAAACUCAAAAGAACAAUCACCCACAAAUGGUAUGAUGACCUCGAAGAGAGUAUCAUUUUCGAUAAGUCAGAUGUCGAUGGUUUGUCUUUCCCUCACUAUGAUGCUCUUGUUAUCACUUUACGUAUCGCAGAUACUAAUGUAAAAAGAAUAAUGGUAGAUGACAGGAGAGGUGCGUAUAUUAUCCAUCCUCGAGUCCUCGUGCAGAUAAGACUCGAAGAUAAAAGAAUACCGCACUGUAUAAUGCUAAUAGGUUUUAAUAAUGUAGUUGAACGAACCUCUAGAGAGAUAGUGCUACCUAUCCUAGUCGGAGGAGUCACCCUGGAAACAACAUUUUGCAUCAUGAACCAGGAAACAGCUUACGACGACAUCAUAGGGCGCCCGUGGAUACACGCCAUACGAGUGGUCCCAUCCAGUUUCUACCAAGUGAUCAAGUUUCCUACCCCAUGGGGAAUAUUCAGCAUUCGAGGGGAGCACCGCACCACACAAGAAUGCUAUCGCAUCACCCAAGAUUGCGCAUAUACCCAACAACUCAAAGGAGCAAAUGCGGAAGCAUAG
Messenger RNA from Nicotiana tabacum (common tobacco), 918 nucleotides. NCBI's taxonomy places the organism in Eukaryota, Viridiplantae, Streptophyta, Magnoliopsida, Solanales, Solanaceae. The record is from RefSeq and is a predicted model, not a curated record.